AUGAAUGAACAGUCUCAGAUGCAGCAGUCUACCAUUUUCCAGGACUCGGGAGCUGGACCUCCCGUUGCCUUUGUGGAUUCUGCGGCGUCUUUAGAUCCUCAAACGUCACUCGAGGACUACAACCGCACUAUGCUGGAGUACACCCAGCGCCAGAUGUCAACCUUUGUCGACCUCGACGGCUCCCGGGGUAACGGGGCUAGCAGUCGAAGCAGUCAAAGUUCUGGCAAUAGUGGCAACAGCGGCACUUCCUCUAACGGUGUCUUGGCUGGAAGCGCUAAUGGACCUCCGCCUCCAACAUCCGCUAGCUCAUCAGCCGAUGCCCCCCGCAGUGGAAAUCAGAAAUAUUCCAAGACCCCUCGCCCUGCGCCCGGCCAAGACCCAUCUCUCUAUUAG
This is a messenger RNA of Penicillium angulare, 393 nucleotides long. RefSeq lists its product as uncharacterized. The transcript has a single exon. Bases 1 to 393 code for a protein of 130 amino acids. The record is from RefSeq and is a predicted model, not a curated record. Lineage: Eukaryota; Fungi; Ascomycota; Eurotiomycetes; Eurotiales; Aspergillaceae.